Acanthochromis polyacanthus (spiny chromis) is the source of this 7268-nucleotide messenger RNA. RefSeq names its product integral membrane protein GPR155-like. The transcript is spliced from 13 exons. Bases 76 to 1587 code for a protein of 503 amino acids. The record is from RefSeq and is a predicted model, not a curated record. Lineage: Eukaryota; Metazoa; Chordata; Actinopteri; Pomacentridae. Gene Ontology annotation, cellular component: membrane. Gene Ontology annotation, biological process: G protein-coupled receptor signaling pathway. Gene Ontology annotation, molecular function: G protein-coupled receptor activity.
UUUAGCUUUGUGUUAAUCACACUGCUCGAGUUUUAUUUUUUCUGACUCACUCCGUGUCAUCCCUCCAGCCUUAUAAUGCCGCUGGUCUGUAAAGACAUGGUGGAUAUUCUGGACAUGGGAGUCAACAGCACCAGUGCUAAUCACACCAGUUUGUCCAACUUUGCUUUUCUUUAUGGAGUCUUCCCAACUGCGCCCAGUGUGGCUAUCUAUGCUGGACACUAUAACAUGGAGUUAGAGGUGGUAACAUCAGGGAUGGUAAUCAGUACAUUCCUGUCUGCUCCGAUCAUGUAUGUCUCUGCCUGGUUAUUAACAAUCCCUCUAAUGGAUCCAACCCCUCUGGUGACAGAGCUGGAAAACGUUAGCUUUAAUAUUAGCAUCGUCAGCCUCGUAGCGCUGGUGUGGACCAUAGUGGUGAUGUUGCUCAGCAGAAAAUUUAACAGACUUCCUCACCUGUUUGUGUUGAAUCUUUUCCUAGCUCAGUUCCUGGUGUGUGUCAGUAUGAUCUUGUGGAACUUCCUGGUGAAACAGGAAGAUAAUCUAGUCGGGAAGAUUCUCACCUUCACUUUGCUCUAUGGGUCUCUGUACAGCACAUAUAUAUGGACAGGUUUAAUACCCCUGUGUCUGGCUCUGACUAACAGAGACGAUCUGCUGAGGCUCCGACCAGGAGUCUUCAUGAUUCUGGGUUGGGGAGUUCCCUUCCUGAUGGUUGGAGGUCUUCUGAUAUCAGGAGAACGGACUGAAACCAUCGACUCGGCCUUCUUCUAUGGCAGAGCUCAGAUAAUCAGCACUGCAGUGGUUCUCGCCAUUAGCCUGGUCCUUGGUGCAAUGUCUCUGAUGGGCCUCAGUCAGGGCGACAGGGAGCAGAGCGGCUACCAGGCCCUGAGCAGAGCUGCUGUAACGGGGAUCAACGAUGAACUGAUGGCCUCUGCUGGCCUGGAGGAUCCACAACAGCAACAACAACAACAGACACAGGUGGCAACUUCACCCGCCUGUAGCUUCAACUCAGACCUCCACAGUUUCUCUCCUCUUCAGCCAAUACCUGACAUGAUCGCGAGCACUCAGAGGGAGCACACAAUCAGAACCGGUCACAGUGGGGCGCUGUGUGACAGCCAGCAGCAGAGUUCUUCCUCCUCUGAGCAGCCACUGAAUCUUCCUCCUCCAGGUCCUCAAACCACUGAUGAUAAACAGACUCUGAGACACAUUCUGCUCUGUCUGCUGCUCUUCGUCAGCCUGCUGGCGAACCUGUCCAGCUGUCUGUGGUGGCUCUUCAACAAAGAUCCAGGAAGACUUUACCUUGAACUGCAGUUCUUCUGUGCUGUGGCCAACUAUGGACAGGGUUUCCUAUCCUUUGGGAUUUUUGGUCUGGACAGACACCUCAUCAUCCUGCCUUUCAAGAAGAGGCUGCUCAGUCUUUGGCAGGGCAGAGAAACUGAGGAACUGAGUCCUUCAGCUGUACCAGAGGAGGUCCGACUCACCUGCACUCAGUUUGUCCGCUACCACAAAGACCAGUGUGUACAAGACAUAGUGCACACUCGCAGCGGCUCAGGGGAGAGUGUGAAUGCUUCGACAGGUGAAUCCUUCCUCUGAUAGUAACAGGUUUGGAGGAUGGCGUGAGGUCUAUAGUGCAGUUUUGAGACAUUCCCCUUCCCGUCAAUCCCAACACCUUCAGGAGCAACUAAGCCAUGAGUCGCAAUAUCUGUACCCCUUUCAUGAAAAUCAAGAUCCUGCUGAAUCCAAUGGCCAGCAUUCGCCUUCAUCCCAACUUCACCCAGAGUCUGAGAAGAAACACCGACUACAUAUUCCCAAUCCCAGUGCACCCGAGGAACAGAUUUCCCAACUUCAGUCCAACCAAACUGAGAACCAGCAGGGUUUUACUUCAGUCAUGUUUCGAGGCAGCAACCUGGUGAACUGGCUGCUUGAACAAGGCCUCUGCUCCGGGCGGAUCGAGGCUGAAAUCUACGGCGCUUGUCUUCAGCAGGGAGGAGUGCUGGAUCAUUUGACAGGACAGCACUGCUUCAGGGACAAACCAACCCUGCUUUACUGCUUCAUACAGGGGAAAGAUGAACCCAAGGAAGAGGAUGAACAAGGUCGGAGGUAACUGCGGCAACCACUAUGGCCGUGUUAUGCCAAAGCAGAAGUGCCUUAUGGUGCAUUUUGUCUGGUUUUGAAGGAAAAAAAAUACAUAGUCUGGAUUAGAUGAGUAAUUCAGAAGUGUAGACAUUUUACUCUACUGUGACACUUUUGCGCCAUAUUGAUAUUAAGUGGAACAUUUGAUGGAUUUUUACCUUGACUGACAUUUGUCUCGGCUGUUCGCAGUGGUUUCCCAUUGCUUCUCCACUCAACCUUAAACCUGCAGCCCAAAUGUGAGAAUUACUAGCUGAGCCGACUGAGAGGCUGCAUUUAAAGAGAUGGUCAGUUAAAUGAUCAACGAAGCGCCCCCUGCUGAUACCUAACCCCUCCUGACUUUGGACCAGUUUUUUUUUUUGUUUGUUUCACUUUCUCCACUGCUCUGAACUUGAUGGCUUUUUGAUUUGAGUCACUGUGAAAUGUGAACAGGAUUGUCUGUCAUCCUUAAAACAUCAUUUAUGUACAAGCCAGUGAGGAGAAGAGCAGACCCGUAAACCAACAGGACUGUUCACUGAAAGCCGACGAUAUCUUUCCCACAGGUUUUUAUGUUUCUAGGGGUCAAAUGAUAUGUUUUCUUUUCUUUUUUCUGGGCAGAUGCCGAUUAUUAGUUAUCAAGAAGACCAGAUACCUGCUGUAAUAAUGAAAAUCUUAGCGUAAAAAUUUAGAAUAAUUUUGUUGAAAGGGCUUCAUUUUUUGAUGUUAAAUUAAGAGAACUCAUCAACUUUAAUUUGUCAGUGUUGAUAAGCUGUUACUUGUGAUGCAUAACCAAUCAGAUAGCACAAAAUAACGUUAUAGAUAAUUGGACAAAUGCUGAAUAUCAGAUCCAAUUAAGCAUGUAAAUUGAUUGUUUGCCAUUAACGUUUUAACCAAUUGAAAAUACAUGUUGUUGAUUAGAUAUACACUACCAGGCCAAAGUUUGGACUCGCCCCUAAUUUUUCUGUGAUUGGUUUAUAUUACCUAAAUUAUGAGCGCAAUUUAGCCAUGUUUCAUUUCUAAUCACAUUAGAACUAUAGAUAAGAAUACUGAAAACAAAAUUGAAGCAUCUUGCAUAUAAUACUGUUAAUAAGCUGUCUAAAUCUGUGACUCAUCAAAAUAGUCUCCUUUAGCUUUGAUAACUGCUUGACAAAUUUGAGGCAUUUCUUGCAAUCAGUGACAUGAGGUAAUCACUUGAAAUUUCCUCCCAUGCUUCUGCCAAUAUCUCAUAAAGGUUUGCAGCACUUGUGGGUUGCUUGUUCUUGAUGUUUCUGUCCAGUUCAUCCCAUACAAGUUCGAUGGGGUUAGGGUCAGGGGAUUGAGCUGACCAAGUCAUAAUCCUUAUCUUUCCCUCCUCUUCUUUCUUGGCCAGAUACCUCUGACACAGUUUGGAGGUGUGCUUUGAAUCGUUGUCUUGUUGUAGUGUGUAUGGCUGUCCCACUAAACGCAGCCCAGAGGGAAUGGCAUGCCUCUGUAAGAUACUGUGGUAUCCAUGCUUAUUUAGAAUUCCUGUGACUUUGUGCAGAUCACCAGUCUGUCCCCCUGCAAAACAGCCCCAGACAUCACGCUACCUCCACCAUGCUUUACUGUGGGAACAACACACGCAGGACUCAAGUGUUCUCCAGCCCUACAUCAAACGUACUUUAGCCCACUGAAGUCUCUUCUUUAUGUUCUGCCUUCUUAACAGUGGUUUCCUGGCAGCUACCCUGCCUUUCUGACCAGAUUCCCGCAGUCUACACCGCACAGUAUCCACUGACACAUUAUUGCUCCUGGUUGAGUUUAGCUGAGCUCUUAUUUCUGGGGCUGUCUUUUGUCUAUUUCGAAGACUGGUGACCCUGAUGAACUUAUCUGCAGCUUUAGACGUGACUCUGCUUCUACCAGAACGAAAUCUGUCUUCAUGUGAACCUGUUUCUGUUCAUAUCUCUUUAAUGUUUUUGCAACUCCACUUUGUGAGACUUUGACUUUCUGAGCAAUUUGUCUUGUAGAAUAGCCUUCUUUUUUCAGAACCUGAAUUUCAAUCCUUUUUUCUUUGCUUAACUGAAGUUUUCUGGCCAUUUUUCUGCUAGUUCAAAUUUAUAUAUUUUUCAAAUUAGCUAAAGAGAUUCUUCUUUCCAGAAAUUGUCAGUCUUUAUUAUCAACUCAAAAAGGUAACACAAAAUAUUUGUGAACAGAGUAAAGAACUGUGAAUCAGGGUGUGAAAAACAUUCUAUUGGGACGGCAUAGUUAUUACAGGGGACAUGCAACCCUUUGUAAAGAUAUUUUAAGUGUUUUAGCCAAACAAGAUAGGGUAAUGUUGCUACCUAAACCUUCUGGUAAUGCUUUCAUUAAUAAAUGCUUAGAAAUAUUCCUACUUGAGUGCCAUACCUGAUUAAAUUUUGUUCGUAGCAUACUCAUGAAUUUUCUUGCAAUAAUUAGAAAUAACAAAUUGCUAAAGUUAGCUCUUAAUUGGGGUUCCAGGUUGUUCCACCUCUUUUUGUUUAAUGUUGUAGUGACCCGAGGAAGCGGUCACUCAGAUAGCGAGAAAUUUUGCUUUGUCAAGCAGACAGCACUGUGAGUGUUUAGCUAGCAACAAGCCACCAUGACAAAGACUUCUGAGAUUGUUAAUGACUUCUUGCCAUAGCUUAUGAGUAAAUGAUGAGCCUAAGUCUACAAGGUCAACCACCCUACAGCCCAAUAGCUCAUAAAACCCACUUUUAUUGUGAACAUCACGUUUCUAUCACAUUUUUUAUCUUCAGAUGUUAUAUUUACAAGACUUAAUGACAUAAUUAUUGACAUACUUUCUUUAGCUCCCAAUUGACCACAACAAAAAUUCAUGUGACUGUUAAGGACUUCUUGCCAGAGCUUAUGAGCCUAAGUCUACAAUGUCAUCCACCCUGUAGCCAAACAGCUCAUCAAGCCCACUUGUACAGUGAACGUCACAUGUUUCUAUCACAUUUUCUGUCUGCAGAUAGAAUAGUAUUUACCAGGCCUAUUGACUUUAUUAUUGACCCAAUUUUUCACAGUGGGCCACCAUUACAAAGACUUCUGUAGCAGUUAAUGGGUUCUAGUCGAAGUUCACAAUCAUAGGAUGAACCUAAGUUUAAAGAACUGCUGAAUAGCUAAAAACAAAAACAAAAAACUGUCUGCACAUGGAAUAAUAUCCUAACACUCGUUUGAAUAACUAAUUGAGUGAUGAUGCUACCAGCUUUUGGUUUAGGUUUUUGUAAAUUUAUUUUUUAUUAAUUGUGCAUCCCUAAAUCUCAUAAUCUGUUGACCCCUAAUGUUGUCAGGCCUGUUACUUUAGCAUUUUCUUAUUUUGCAUGCUGUAUCUUUUAAUCACUCUGGUCUACACUGACAACUUCCAUGACACAGAGCAAGUACAGAGCAUUGUGGGGGUUUAGCUAGCAAUGGGCCACCAUGACAAAAACAUCUGUGACGGUUACUGACUGCUGGCCAGAUUUAAGAAUGAGCCUACGUCUAUAAGGAGAACUGCACAAUAGCUAAAUGGCAAAGUGGCAAAUAGCUCAAUCUGCACAUGGAAUAUUCUUCACUAGACCUCAUCAUUACUGGUAACGCUGCUGACUACUGGUCAAAAAUAUUGUUUAAAUUUUACAUCUCCAGAUCUGACAGUUGGUCAAACUGAUAUUUAGUCAGCCUCUAAUAUUUUAAUGUUUUGUUUCAGAUGAAAUUAUCUAGAUUCUGCCUGUUACUCAGUACUUUGCUAGUUUGCACGCUGUGUCUUUUAACCACUUUGACUACUUGCAUGACUCAGAGCAGGACUGACUCCUGAACUUUUUGCACUGACUGAAUAAUGACAUAUUUCAUGUUUUUGAAUUAUGCAACUCACCAGAUAUUUGUCUUGUGAUUAUGCUGCAGAAAAUGUUUAUCUUAGUGUCUUGUAAUUGUUUUGCCCCUUUUAGUUUGAAACAUUUGUUCUGGACUGAUCUUUUCGCUAAAGUAAUUCAUUCAAUCAGGGUGGAAAUUUCGCACAGAUUCCUUCUUCAUCCAAAUCUGGGUCUAGCUUGAUUUAUUUCUUUGGCAAUGAGUUGAAGCUGGGCACAAACAAAUGUAGUUGUUGUGACUACACAUCUAUACGUCAUUCCAUCUCAAAUCCUCACAUUUUUAAAAACACUUUGUGCUCAGCCAUCUCUGAUUUGCCAGAAUUUUUGUAGAGCCUAAAAUAUGAAAUUAAUUAAGACAUUUGUGCUUCAUAUGUCAAACAUUUUCCUGUCAACCCACUUUCUAGGCCAUUUACAUUAAAAUAUUUUACGAUUCCACAGAAACUCCAGAAACUUUUUAAAAAAUAAACUCAGAUUUUUGGCUGAAAUGUGAAAGAAACUGAAGCAGUUACACAAAAAUCCAAUUUCUGAGCAUAAAUUAACAACAUUAGAUCAAAUAAAAGUCAACUAGUGAUAAUUUUUGAACCAUUAUGUAGUUGCAUGUCACAAUAAGAGCAGAAGGCACUUAAAAGUUGAGAUGCAUUUGACUUUUUUUCUGAAUUUUGACAAUGAAACAGCCACAAUUGCAGUCUUGAUGUGUUCUUCUACUUUCUCACAGUUUACCUUGCUGUAUGUUGCUCACAUAUACACAAAAAAACACUACUUAACUGUUUACAGCUAUUUUUGCCUGUUAGGUUGCUGAUUUGCAGUAUUGUUACUGUGAAGUUUAGUGUGUUGGCAAAGGUGGCAGAAGAUGCAUUGAUGGUAAUGCACACAAAAAACACAUCAUCAAGCUAAUGCUGGUUGUAAGCAUGCAGACAAGUGGUUUUAUUUAAAUUCUUGCCAGAUUUGAAUGAAACCUCAAGCAGAUUUGUUGAUUUCUGACCUUUAAUAAAGUGCAGACUGUCCAAACGAUAUUUGUGUAUUAAUACCUUUUCCUCAUCAGACAACAAAUCUACAUGUGCAUUAGUUUCCAUCUUUGCAUCUUCUGCUACCUGACAAUAUACCAGUUCAUGCAGUUCACAUCAGGUCCUUGUGUUUAAGGAGAUGAUAAAAAUGGGAUUUCUUUUCGAGUGCCUGCCUCAGUAAAUGUGACGUGUGUCUGUCUGCAUGCAUUUAAAGCAUCUUUGAAUUUCUGUGUGGUGUGUUUGUGUGGAGGAAAGUACAACUGUGGACGUUAAAGUGUGUUGCUGUGGUCAGUCGGUCAGUGACUGUCAAAGGCACAAAUAAAAAAAACUGUUUGCAUCUAAA